Molecule: messenger RNA, 882 nt
Organism: Armigeres subalbatus
Lineage: Eukaryota; Metazoa; Arthropoda; Insecta; Diptera; Culicidae
Product: brachyurin-like
Exons: 1
Coding region: 1-882 (293 amino acids)
Biological process (GO): proteolysis
Molecular function (GO): serine-type endopeptidase activity
Source: RefSeq, a predicted model, not a curated record
AUGAAAACUUUCCUGUUCUUCAUUGGUUUGCUGGCUCUAGCCAGUGCCGAGUGGAUCGAAAUCGAUUGGUCCCAGGUGCGUCCAAUUGAGGAAUUCGAUCACUAUUGGGCCCGUCUGCCAGCCGAACUGCAAUACUUGCGGCAACCAGUUCCGGGACGCCGCAUCACCAACGGACAACAAGCUACCCCUGGACAGUUCCCGUAUCAGAUUGCUCUGCUCAGCACCUUUGCCGCUGGAACUGGUUUGUGUGGUGGAUCCGUUUUGACCAACAAUUUCAUCCUGACUGCUGCCCAUUGCGUCCAAAAUGCUUCAGGAGGUACCGCCAUCAUGGGCGCGCAUAACCGCGUUCUGACCGAAGCUACUCAACAACGCAUUGCGUUCUCUGCGGCUGGAAUCAACAUUCAUCCGGGAUAUACAUUGACCAACAUUCGUAAUGAUAUUGCCACUGUUCGCCUAAACAGUGCCAUCACCUUUAACGACCGUGUAGUCCCGGCUCGCUUACCUGUUGCGAGUGACAGUCGCACCUUUGGCGGUUGGACCGGCACCGUAUCUGGAUUUGGACGCACUUCCGAUGCCAGCACUGCAACGUCCGCUGUAGUUAUGUUUACCAGCAAUCCAAUUCUGACCCAGGCCGACUGUCUUGCACGCUGGGGUGGUAACACGAACCUGAUCCAGGCUCAGAACAUUUGUCUGUCCGGUGAUGGCGGUCGUUCCUCCUGCAACGGUGACUCUGGUGGCCCAUUAACGGUUCAGGAUAGCGGCAGCCUGCAGGUCGGUAUUGUGUCGUUCGGAUCCGACGCUGGAUGCUCGGUCGGCAUGCCCUCGGUAUAUGUCCGCGUUUCGCACUUCAGAGACUGGAUUAUCUCGAAUUCCGAUCUGUGA